UUCACCUCUCUUGUUAUUGUCUUCAUUUUGGCACGAUAUGGGGACGGAGAGAGAGAAUUUUAAAAAUAAAUCUUGUGAUUUGUGAAUCUUGGUAAAAACCCAAAAUGAAAAAAAACAAGAAAAACAUGUUUCAGCAAACAAAAAUCAUUGUAAGAUGUGCAAAGCAUAGAUAAUGUCAAUGGGGUUGAAAGUCCAACAAGAAAACUUCCAAAAUGUGUCACAGAAGUUUGUAUAAAAGGCAUGAUAAUUGGAUCGAUCAAACAACAUUUGGUUCUGUUUUGCAUCAAUGAAGAAAGUCGCAAUCCUUCUACUGCUUUUUCAUUCAUACCUUGUUGCUUUAGUCCAUAGUUAUGGAGGAAUUGGAUUUGACCCUCUCGUGAAAAUUUUAGUAAAACAAUCUUCGAAACAGCAGGAAGUCAAUUAUGUUACUGAGAGCACGGCCACAGAGUAUUCACCGGUGUAUGUAGGCCCUCAAGAUGGACUGAAAGCUGCAGACAAGAUUUUAUCUUUGCCGGGGCAGCCUAAUGGAAUUAACUUUGAUCAGUACUCUGGCUAUGUUAGGGUUGAUCCCAACGCUGGCAGAGCACUCUUCUACUAUUUUGCGGAGUCUCAGAACUCUUCUAGCAAGCCUCUUGUGCUGUGGUUAAAUGGAGGACCUGGCUGCUCUUCGUUUGGCAAUGGAGCAAUGAUGGAGCUCGGACCAUUUCGAGUCAACAGCGAUGGAUUAACUCUAUCAGAAAACAAAUAUGCAUGGAACAAUGCGGCGAAUAUACUUUUCCUUGAGUCACCGGCCGGUGUGGGAUUUUCUUACUCAAAUACUACAUCAGAUUAUGACAAAAGCGGCGAUGCUAGAACUGCAGCUGAUUCCUAUACCUUUCUAGUCAACUGGUUGGAAAGGUUUCCAAAGUACAAAACCAGAGACUUCUUCAUAACCGGAGAGAGCUAUGCCGGGCAUUAUGUGCCCCAACUUGCUCAAUUAACACUACUACAAAAAUAG
This is a messenger RNA of Camellia sinensis, 997 nucleotides long. NCBI's taxonomy places the organism in Eukaryota, Viridiplantae, Streptophyta, Magnoliopsida, Ericales, Theaceae. The record is from RefSeq and is a predicted model, not a curated record.